AUGAUGUACGCCGCUAUCCUUGCCACCCUCGCUGCCGCCGCCCCAACGCUCGCCACCACCCCUGGCGCGUGGUUCAAGUUCCCCACCGUGCCCGCCAAUGGGUUCGAGACCGUGUCCGCCAAGUACUGGAUCGACCCCAGCUCCAACUGGACGACAGGCUACUACGCCGCGACUCAGUGGAGCUUUCAGGGCGCCUGGCCCGAUGUUCAGUACUUUGGCCUGCAGCCGCGGUCGAAGGGAGACGGCACCACGACGGGACACCUCGUGUACUCCGUGUUCGGAAACGGCUCCCGUUCCAAGGUUGUGGAGAGGGGUGCCGACGGAAGCCGCCGUUGGAACGGCACCUUCAUCGACGACCAGGCCGGCAAGCGCACGCCCAUCGCGUCGUUCUGGACCGACGCGUCGUACGGUGGUCUGAGCGGCAGCGUCUCCCAGUGGCUCGAGUACUACCCCUUCAACGGCAUGAGCCCUCUGCCUUCCGAGCACCCGUGCCAGCCCAAGUUCCACAUUUACUACGGCAAGCCCAACAACUACAUCAGCCAGUGGACUCAGGACGGAUCCCUCGAGAUUACCGCCGGCAUCUUCUCGUAG
Molecule: messenger RNA, 591 nt
Organism: Vanrija pseudolonga
Lineage: Eukaryota; Fungi; Basidiomycota; Tremellomycetes; Trichosporonales; Trichosporonaceae
Exons: 3
Coding region: 1-591 (196 amino acids)
Source: RefSeq, a predicted model, not a curated record